Messenger RNA from Knipowitschia caucasica, 1377 nucleotides. The record is from the annotation of a GenBank genome assembly. Lineage: Eukaryota; Metazoa; Chordata; Actinopteri; Gobiiformes; Gobiidae.
AUGGUUACACCAUUCGUCACACGACACAGGAGUCAGACAGAGGGCCGGUCUCCUGAGCCGCGUAAAGUCCAAGCACUGUGGGGCCGAGACUGGCUGAGGAAAUUACAGCUGGAUUGGAAGUCCAUUGAAAGCCUGCAGGUGGCGCCAAACACCACCGACAAGUCCACAGAGGUCAAAUUGGAGACAGUCUUGGUGGCUGCAACGCCUGUAUUCCAAGAUGGAAUUGGGACAUUAAAAAACAUAAAGGGCAAAAUUGUUCUUCAAGACGGGGCCAUCCCACGUUUCCACAAAGCACGGCCAGUUCCGUACGCCAUACGACAGAAGGUGGAAGCGGAGCUGGACCGCCUAGAGGCCGACGGAAUUCUGUCUAAAGUUGACUGGAGCCCAUGGGCCACACCCAUUGUCCCAGUAGCAAAGAAGUCAGGGGCAGUGAGGGUGUGUGGGGACUUCAAAAUCACAAUCAAUCCUGUGCUACAAGCAGAACAAUAUCCACUUCCCAGGAUCGAGGACAUUUUUGCAAACCUGGCUGGUGGAAAGCGGUUCACCAAGGUGGACCUGGCGGAGGCCUAUCUACAGAUGGAGAUAGAGGAAGACUCGAAGAUGUUCCUGACCAUCAAUACUCUGAAGGGCUUGUACCGCUACAACAGGUUGGUAUUCGGAGUGGCCUCAGCCCCGGCUAUCUGGCAGCGUGCUAUGGAUCAGGUGUUGCAGGGGAUUCCAGGUACACAGUGUUACUUAGAUGAUAUAAUUGUGACUGGGGCCAACGAUAACGAACACCUGGAGAACCUCCAUAAGGUCUUACAGAGACUUCAAGAUUACGGACUCCGGGCCAGACGUGACAAGUGUGAGUUUUUCAAACCAUGUAUCACAUACUGCGGCCACACCAUUGAUGCACAGGGUUUGCAUAAAUGCAAAGAAAAGAUCAAUGCCGUCAUGAAGGCUCCUCAGCCACAGGAUGUACAGCAACUGAGAUCGUUCCUUGGAUUCAUCAACUACUACCACCGGUUCAUGCCUAACCUGUCUACAGUGCUCCAUCCUCUGAACGAACUACUCCAGGCAGAACGGAAAUGGAAAUGGACCAAGGAAUGCGAACAGGCCUUCCAGGAAGUAAAAAGGCUGGUGACAUCAGAGACAGUGCUCACACACUACGACCCGUCCUUGCCUGUGAAGUUGGCAUGCGACGCGUCACCGUAUGGUAUAGGGGCCGUUAUGUCACAUGUCAUGCGGGACGGCACUGAGAGACCAAUAGCAUUUGCCUCCCGCUCCCUGUCCUCGGCUGAGAAAAAUUACUCCCAAAUAGACAAGGAGGCACUGGGCCUGGUCUGGGGCGUAAAACGAUUUAACCAGUACUUAUACGGCAGGGAGUUACCCUCGUGA